AUGAAAUUUCAGACAACACCUUGGAUUUAUUGUCUGUUGGUCGCGUGUGUCUGCCUCGUCGAGGCCAGGUACAAGAUCAGAAGAUUUCCACUCCCACCACCGCAACCACAGAAAUUAAUGUACAAAAAGUCCUGGCCGAUCGCCCAUAGAAUCUCGACAGGAAAUAUGAUGUACAUCAAUGGCAAUUUUCCGCCGAAACGAAUGUCUCAUAAUAAGCCUCCAAAUUACAGAAUUCGUCGACCGCCAAUGUACAACAGCGUGAACGUGCCCCACGGCAUUUGGAAGAAUCAAAUGCCAAUUCGGGCACCUAUGAACAAUAUCGCGGUCCUCCCACAACGUCCACCCGUCAAAGAGUUUCACACUGUGAACAAAAUGCCGGAAUUCAGCCCGGAGUACAGACCGGAAGCCGCGGUUCUACCGCAAACGCACAGAGGCGGGGUAGACGAUGACAAAGGACCGAUUCAUACGAUUCCAGCGCCUAAUCUUAGCCCCAUGGACAAACCUUUCAACGGCGAGACGAACGCACAGGUGGCUCCUCAACGACAGCAUACUACCGAUUCUACUUACAAAGUCAAUCCUCACGGGUCGUUGUUACCAAAUUUCGAUAUGGCCACGAUAAGCACGAGUUUGGCGCCGCAAAGAGCAGUGACCAGCCCCACACCGACGCAUCAUCAGUACGAAGUCACGGAAAGCAACGAUGUUAAUCAGAAAGACUAUCAGACCAUUCUGCCAACUUUCUUCCCCCCGGACUACGUAACAGGCCUCUCGACUAUAGUAAACCCCGAUUUGCAAUCGAACGACGUUUACUUGAACAAUCAUCCGGCGUCGAACAUAGGCCUGAUCGGAACUAACAUUCAACUCGGACAACCGAAUCUGCCAAUGCAAACGAAUCUCCACAGUUCUCUUCACGUUGGCUUUCCCGGUACCGCUGGUCAAACACCGUACAUCAUAAAUCAACAAAUACCUGAUUUACACGUUGGUCAUCCAGCACCGGCUGGUCCUCCGCUUUCAGCGACUCAACUUUACGAUCUAUUGAACAGCCUUCCUCAGAAAAUACCAGAACAGUACCAGACAGGUCAACAGCCGCAGCUUCAACAGCACAUACUUCAGCAGCAACUCGGUCAAUUCUUUCAACCUACCGGCGUAACAGGUUUCUCUCAGCCCCAGAUGCAAUCCUUCAAUUACGACGAGCAAGAUAACAAGGAGCAGCAGCAACAGCAGGUUUUGUUUAAUCAGGAUUACGUAGCUGGAAGAGUCAAUACCAAUUACAACGUGGGCCCAGACGCUUCCAUGGAUGAUCAGGAAGAUAACAACCUGAGCCAGACCGAGGAACUCGCGUAUAUCACCGACGGGUCCGAACAAUUGGAAAAUAACAUCGAGUACGACGAAACGAACGAACAGAACAGUCAGACAACGUACUUCAACAAAGUGGCUAACGAUGAUGGCAUAUCUACGCAAUUUUAUACGACGCUACCGAAUCGCGAAGCAGCCGAGAAGCUGGCAGCGCUAGCAGCAGCUGGAAACGUCAAUAGCCAACUCAUAGGACAAAUUCGAAAGCAACAACAACAACAACAACAACAGCAACAGCAAAAGCAACAAGAAACUGUACUGAACGAGGAGCCUAUGCCUGCUAAUCACAAACACGAGGAUUACGAAACAGGUGAAGAAAUUAAUGACGAUGGUCACUAUGAUCACAAGUCUCACCAAGAUCGAGCACAAAAUCGACAAAAGCAAAGAUAUAAUCAUGAAGAACAACAAUACGAGGAUGAACGAAAAGAGUACGACAGACAACAUCAGCUACGUCAACGACAAAGCAGUGUGUAUAGUAAUAAACGACCAUUGAGAAUCAUGGUACCGGAUGAAAACGAGUAUAGUAACAGCGAGACGCAAAACGACGAGGCAAAGGAAAACACGGAAGUCGAAUACGAGUACGAGAACGACGAAACUGACGUUACGAACUCGGAAUCCGACGCUUCUUUCGACGGGAGAACGACCUACGAACAGUCGAAUGGUGAAUUUGGAUCGCGUUUAACUUCGAAGACUGCAAUAUAA
Messenger RNA from Colletes gigas, 2052 nucleotides. RefSeq lists its product as uncharacterized. NCBI's taxonomy places the organism in Eukaryota, Metazoa, Arthropoda, Insecta, Hymenoptera, Colletidae. The transcript has 4 exons. The coding region runs from base 1 to 2052 and encodes 683 amino acids. The record is from RefSeq and is a predicted model, not a curated record.